AUGGCGAAUCGAAGACCACAGAACGGCGGUCGGCGUAUGGACUUCGGUCGCAACGAUCGUCCCAAGAAUUUCGGUCGCAGCGGCGUUUCGCCAUGGCAAGGGGCUGGCCCUGGCGGUGGAAUUCCCAACCUGCUGCCCCUGCCUGGUGGUCCGACUGAAGCAACACUAGCCCUCGCCAGCAAUAUUAUAAAUCUGCUGCAACCGCGUCAGAACCCGGUUCCGUCUUUACUUGACAUGCCCAUUCGACGCGACUUUAAUCCUAACAUGGGACGGUUUGAUCGUGGCUAUGGGCCCAACAGGAUGGGCAAUCAGGGUAAUUUCCGGCGUACGGGAAAUUACAAUCGCGCUGGUGAGCGUAUCAACAUGAAUCGUAAGCCGUUCAGGCCCAAUGAAGGGCAAAGGCAACAAAACAAGAGUUCCCCGAAAAAGGAGGUCGAUUCAAAGGCUAAGCCUGUAGAGAAGAGUGAGCAAGAUCAAGAGGAAAAAGAAGAGUCUGGAGAGAAGGGAGAGAUUAAAGAAGAGCAAAAACGGGACAUCCCCAAGACCCGCUAUGAUGACAUCAAUUCCCAGCUAUUGAAAUGUCAUAUCUGUAACAAGAGUAUGUGGGAUGGCCGAUCGUUUGAGAAUCAUCUGAGUGGAAGAGCACACGCCAUUAUGCUGCAGAAGACUGCAGAAAGCUAUGCCCUCACAGCAGACACCAUGAGACAAGAGUUCAAGCUUUAUUUUAAAAAGAUCCGCGAAAUGAAACGCACAAGGAAGAUCGGCCAGCAGCCGCCGCGCGACUUCUACUGCGCCAUGUGCGAUAUGUACGCGGCGGACGGUGCCAUCCACCGGACCACGGUGGGCCACCGCAAGCUGAAGAAGUACUUGCACCCCACGUGCACGUCCUGCCACAAGGAGAUGCCGACCAGGAUCGAGCUGGACGAGCACCGUCUCACCGCAGAACACCUCAGGAACAUGCAGGACAAGCAGGAGAUUGUCUCGAAGCCGAAACCAGAAGUAAUGUUGAUUUCCACCCUAACAAUGGAGCAGUCAUAUCUUCGGGACGACCGUGAGCGUUGGCGCCGGCCGGAGCGUCAGGACAAGGAGAAGGAUAACGAAGUUGUUGUCAAGGAAGAGAGAAAAGACGAUCAGGAUGAGUCAGAACAGAAGAUUGAGGCCGAUGAAGAUGCAGAAAAGCAAGGCGAAGUUGAGGUAAAGAAAGAACCAAGCGGUGUUGAUAAAGAUAACACUGUACUCGACUUCAAGGAGGGCGAUGAUUUAUCCAAUGUUACACCUGAAAUGUUGCCUGUAUAUAGUACUGAGCGUGGUGUCGGCCGUUCCUUCCUCUCGGAGUUCCGUUGCGUUCAGUGUCACUUGUGCCACAAAUUGCUGGACAGUGAGGAGACGGCAGAGGUCCACCUCAGGACUUGGAGGCAUCACCAGCUGUUCCUCCGUUUGAUUACAAAGUCCAAUACCCAGUUGCAGUCUACCCAAGAAGCUGGUAAGCGGCCAAAUAACACCGAGGAGUCUGGCAACUGGAAGCGUCGCAAGACAUCGCCUGAUGGCAAUGACACCGAAGACGACCAUGACAUUGAACAAGAGAAUGAAGGAGAUAAGCAUGAGCAACAGAACGGUGAAGAUAAACAAGCUGCUCCUAUUAAAGAGGAACCACAGGAGACGGGUGAUUCAAAGGCACUUGGAGAUGAAGAUGUGGACAUGAAUACAGGAGAUGAUGAUUUAGAAGGCUGGGAGCAGUCUAUCGAUGAGAUACUGAAUGAUGAAAAUGCCCAAGAAGAGAAAGAGAAAGAAGCGAAUGAAAAUCCAGAAGAAAAGAUAGAAGAGGCACCGAAGGAGGAAGAGAAAGCCGCGCAAAUUGAAGAAGGGCCACCCCAGCCUGCAUCAACGACAACCACCGCACCAACUACACCAACUGCAACAACUACAACACCUGCAACAACUACAACAACUGCAGACGAUACAGAGCAGUGGAAACCUCAACAACGUGGACGAGGAAGGGGCCGGCGCCGCUAU
Molecule: messenger RNA, 2013 nt
Organism: Iphiclides podalirius (scarce swallowtail)
Lineage: Eukaryota; Metazoa; Arthropoda; Insecta; Lepidoptera; Papilionidae
Source: the annotation of a GenBank genome assembly